Messenger RNA from Myotis davidii, 1491 nucleotides. RefSeq names its product GDP-D-glucose phosphorylase 1 (gene GDPGP1). Gene Ontology annotation, biological process: glucose metabolic process. The transcript has 3 exons. Gene Ontology annotation, cellular component: cytoplasm. The record is from RefSeq and is a predicted model, not a curated record. Lineage: Eukaryota; Metazoa; Chordata; Mammalia; Chiroptera; Vespertilionidae. Gene Ontology annotation, molecular function: GDP-D-glucose phosphorylase activity.
GCGGUGGGCGGCGGCGGUGGCUUCGGGUGAGGUCUGGUAAAGGGCAGCAGGGAAGUCUGGGGCCAGGGCGGCCUGGAAAGUCUCUGAGUGGCCAUUGGCCGCCGGCUGCCCCUGUGCCUGAGGACGGCUUUUGCAUCCCGACGUCACCACCCGGCCCCCGCCUCACGUGUUGCAGCCCCCAGGUCGCCUCUGCAGACAUAGCCGCCAACUUACUGCCUGUGAGGCUGUGUCCUGACGCCCGCCGGAUGCCAAACGCCGUGCGGAGUGACUUCGAUUUUUGCAACAGCCCUGCAAGGCCGGCCCAUGGCGGAUUCAGCUGGUUCAAGCGAAACUUCCUAUCUGCUCCCUCCAAACAGGGAGGACUGGGAAGAGCACGGCAUCCCUGACUUUGUCUAUGGACAGAAGGAACUCACGCGGGAAGGGAUCCAGUGGCCGAGGACCGGGCCCGGCCUCCCGGACACCCUGCCUCUGUCUCGUUUUGACUCUGCGCUCUGCUCGGCCUGGAGACAGCGGAUGGAGCUGGGGCUGUUCCGCUACCGCCUGGGGGAGCUGCAGACCCGGACACUCCCUGGUUCCAUGGGCUUCGUGGCUCAGCUGAAUGUGGAACGCGGGGUGCAGAGGAGGCGCCCCCAGAACAUCAGGAGCGUCAGGCAGGCCUUUGACCCCGAAGAGUUUAACUUUAACAAAAUCCGGCCGGGAGAAGUCCUCUUCCGCUUGCGCCGGGAGCCGGAUGCCCCGGGGGUUCUCCAGCAAGAGGGGGUUCUCCAGCAGGAGGGGGUUCUCCAGCAAGAGGGGCUUCUCCAGCAAGAGGGUCUUCGGACUGUUGUCUUGCUAUUAUCUAAAAACCUUUGCCGGGCCGGGCUGGAGGCCGUGCUGCUGAGCUCACACCCCGGCUUUCGCGUCGGUUUCAACAGCCUGGGCGGCUUGGCCUCCGUCAACCACCUCCACCUGCACGGCUAUUACCUGCCCCACAGGCUGCCCGUGGAGGGGGCCCCCAGUGAGCCCCUGGACCCUGGGGGCCGUUUGCACCUGCUACAGGCUGUCCCGGCUCCCGGCUUCCUCUUUUACACCCGCGGGCCAGGCCCGGACUUAGCAGCCCUGAUCAGCAGGGUGUGUCGAGCCACGGACUAUCUGACUGCCCGGGAGAUCGCCCACAACCUGUUCGUGACCCGGGGCGCACCACCUGGACAGACUUCCUUUUCCUCAGCGCUCACAGGGGUCCGGGUAAUCCUCUGGCCCCGCAGGUCCAGCUUUGGGGUGAAGGAGCAGGAGGCGUUCAAUGUGGCCCUUUGCGAGCUGGCCGGGCACCUCCCUGUGAAAACGCCCCAGGACUUCAGCAGCCUGACGGAGGCGGCCGCGCUGGCCCUCAUUCAGGAUUGUCUGCUGCCCCCAGCGCAGGCUGAAGAAGUCCGGGCAGCACUGGUGGCCUUGACAGCGCAGGAGGAGCAAUAAUUAGGGCAUUUCCAUCACUGCUCUCUCACCGGGUCUUAG